Molecule: messenger RNA, 2400 nt
Organism: Daphnia pulicaria
Lineage: Eukaryota; Metazoa; Arthropoda; Branchiopoda; Diplostraca; Daphniidae
Product: propionyl-CoA carboxylase alpha chain, mitochondrial-like
Exons: 17
Coding region: 161-2311 (716 amino acids)
Cellular component (GO): mitochondrion
Molecular function (GO): metal ion binding; ATP binding; propionyl-CoA carboxylase activity
Source: RefSeq, a predicted model, not a curated record
UCCUUGGAACUUGGAGCAAUCGGAACAUUGAACAGACGACGUAAAACAUUACAUUGAUUCAAGGCAGGACUGGGCAAAACUCCAGGUCGUUGUAUUCGGUAACUGGCAUAAAGGGCUGUCAUAAUUGUUGGUUGAGAUCACCAUAGAGCUAAAUCUAAGGAUGUUGAUUCUAGGAACUACCUCGAGUGUUAAACUAAUUUCUAAGAUUUUCAGAAGCUUCAAUGGUUCGCUUCAGAAAGAAUAUGGGAGAAGACUUUUGUCGUCAUUUUACACAACAGAUCCUAUUAACAAGAAUGAAAAGACUUUUGAUAAAAUUUUGAUCGCAAAUAGAGGAGAAAUAGCAUGUAGAGUAAUUAAAACAGCCAAAUUAAUGGGCAUUAAAACUGUUGCAGUACACUCAACAGUCGAUUCAAGUGCACUACAUGUUAAAAUGGCUGAUGAAGCUGUAUGUAUUGGACCACCAGCUACUAGAGAAUCAUAUCUAAACAUGGACAAGAUUCUGAGUGUAAUCAAACAGACUGGAUCUCAAGCUGUUCACCCAGGAUAUGGUUUUCUAUCAGAAAAUGCUGAAUUUGUGACAAUCCUGGAAAGAGAAGGUGUUGCUUUUAUUGGUCCAUCAGCACAUGCUAUUUCAGGAAUGGGAGACAAAAUCGAGUCGAAAAAAGUUGCAAAAGAAGCCGGAGUCCAUGUAAUCCCAGGUUUCGAUGGUGUGGUUGUAGAUGAAGAUCACUGCAUUCAAAUUGCGCGAGACAUUGGUUAUCCUGUUAUGAUAAAGGCAUCCGCUGGAGGUGGAGGAAAGGGUAUGCGGAUAGCAUGGAAUGAUGCCGAAGCUAGGGAAGGAUUUCGCUUAUCCAAACAAGAGGCAGCCAGCUCAUUUGGUGAUGAUCGAAUGCUUGUUGAGAAAUUUGUUGAUAAUCCCAGACACAUUGAAAUUCAAAUUCUUGGAGAUAAACAAGGAAAUGUUAUUUAUCUAAAUGAAAGAGAAUGUAGCAUACAGCGACGUAAUCAGAAAGUCAUUGAAGAAGCUCCUAGUACCUUUAUAGACCCUGCCACGCGUAUGGCGAUGGGGCAACAAGCCGUUACAUUGGCCAAGAAAAUCGGAUAUUGCUCUGCUGGAACUGUGGAGUUUUUAGUUGAUUCUAAGAAAAAUUUUUAUUUCCUCGAAAUGAAUACUCGAUUGCAAGUAGAGCACCCUAUUACAGAAAUGAUUACUGGUGUUGAUCUUGUACACCAAAUGAUUCGUGUUGCCAAAGGUUAUCCUCUCAAUCUUAAACAAUCGGAUGUUCCAUUGAGGGGUUGGGCCAUUGAAUGCCGAGUAUACGCGGAGGAUCCUUUCAAAAACUUCGGAAUGCCCUCAAUUGGACGCUUGCAUCAAUAUAUUGAACCAACCUUUAUCCCAAAUGUUCGCUGUGACAGUGGAAUUGAAGAGGGCAGCGAAAUUAGUAUUUACUAUGAUCCAAUGAUUUGCAAGCUUGCUUGUCAUGGCCUUACACGACAAGAAGCACUAAACACUUCUGUCGAAGCUCUUGAUUCGUAUGUCAUUCGAGGUGUCACUCACAACAUUCCAUUAUUGCGAGACAUCCUAACUGAACGCCGUUUUGUUGAAGGUGAUAUCAAUACCAAAUAUCUUCCAGAGGUAUACCCUAAUGGGUUUCUAGGAAAACAGCUUACAUCAUUGGAGAAAGAGCAUUUAAUAAGCAUAGCUGGAUGUUUAUGGGCUACAAAUGAAUUGCGAUCACAAACUUUUUCUAAUGAAAAAAAUAUUAACAUCAUGCUCAAUAAUAAUGUUCAAGAAUGGGUUUUAUCAAUUGACGUCGGGGGAAACAAAACUGCUUGUCAAAUAAAACUGGAUGAAGACGGCCACUUCAAGAGCUCUAUUGAAGGAAAGUCUUACCGUAUACCGAACGCCUUUAAUUUAGCUUCCCCCGUUAUUAAAGCGACAGUUGACGACGAAACUCAUAUAAUUCAACUCAUCUCUAAAAAUGCAAAUGGGAAUUUCCGCAUUAGGUACAAGGGCACACCAUUUACAGUCAAUAUUUUGACCAAGAAGUCAGAGAAUUACAAAGCUCAUAUGCUUGAAAAGCCAAAGGUUGAUGUGAGCAAAGUUGUUCUUUCGCCAAUGCCUGGAGUAGUAAAAAGUGUGAAUGUCAAAGCUGGCGAUAGUGUUAGUGAAGGCCAAGAAGUUUUGGUUAUCGAGGCCAUGAAAAUGCAAAACAAGUUGACUGCUACAGCCACGGGGACAGUAAAAUCAGUAAAUUGUCGUUCAGGAGACACUGUAGAAGAAGGAGCGGUUCUAGUAGAACUUGAAUAAAUGUUACGCGCUUGCAAUUAAGCCAAGUAUCAUUUGGGGUGAAUUGAAAAUUGAGUGUACAUGUUAAAUACAACUAUAUUAGAAGGCGG